Messenger RNA from Glycine soja, 561 nucleotides. RefSeq lists its product as uncharacterized. Lineage: Eukaryota; Viridiplantae; Streptophyta; Magnoliopsida; Fabales; Fabaceae. The record is from RefSeq and is a predicted model, not a curated record. Bases 1 to 561 code for a protein of 186 amino acids. The transcript has 3 exons.
AUGGCCACUGUUCAACACCUGGUGAUUGCCAACAGAAAGAGGAGGCCCAUUAUUUGCAGAAUCAAGGCAGACCUAAACAAAACUUUCAAGGAAAUUACCAAGGCUAUAGAGGUGGCUCAGAUUAACAUUCCUUUUCCUAAGGCAUUGGAGAAAAUACCAACACAUGAUAAAUUCAUGAAGGAUUUGCUUACAAAGAAGAGAAGAAUUAUGGAUGAUGAAACAGUGGAGCUAGAGUUAGUGGGAAAGGCACUUCUGGAUUUAGGUGCAAGUAUCAACCUAAUACCCUUGUCCAUGAUCAAGCAGAUAGAAGUUGAAAUCAGACCAACAAGGAAGGCUUUGCAGUUUGUUGACAAAAUUAUCAAGAAUCCUUAUGGCAUUGUUGAAGAUGUAUUGGUAAAAGUUGACAAAUUUGUCUUUCCAAUCAACUUUGUAGUGAUGGAUAUGGAAGGGGAUAGUGAAGUUCCAUUGAUUCUUGGCAAACCUUUCAUUAAGACUGCUAAAGUUAUGAUUGAUGUUGAUGAUGGAAAACUCAUUGUUGGGGUGCAAGAUGAUGAAGUGUAG